Molecule: messenger RNA, 8507 nt
Organism: Python bivittatus (Burmese python)
Lineage: Eukaryota; Metazoa; Chordata; Lepidosauria; Squamata; Pythonidae
Gene: TTBK2
Product: tau tubulin kinase 2
Biological process (GO): protein phosphorylation
Molecular function (GO): ATP binding; protein kinase activity
Source: RefSeq, a predicted model, not a curated record
CCCUAGUCCGGUCCGGUCCCGCAGUUACCAUAGAGACGGCGACGACGACUGAGGCGCCACCGCCGUCUGGUUGCAAGCCAUGGGCCGGAGUCCGCUGCUGAGCUGUGCUGGGCUGAGCCGGAGGGGGCCGCGGUAAUAAUAUUCCCCUUCUUCCUCCUCCUUCUCCUCCUUUCUUUCGCCCGAAGGCUCCCCAGAAAGAGUUUCCCCGAGUCGGUCCCGCUCGCAGGCUGAGGAGGCAGGGGUGCCGCUUGCGUUCCAGCCUCUGCUUAAAUGGAAGCCACCUCUGGGAACUUGAUGGUCUCUACUGACAUAGGCUUUGCAUAGCAGCUGUACCACCCCAGAGAUUGCAAUGAGUGGAGGAGGGGAACAGCCGGAUAUUCUUACUGUGGGAAUAUUGGUAAAAGAAAGAUGGAAAGUGUUAAAGAAGAUUGGAGGUGGAGGAUUUGGAGAAAUUUACGAUGCAAUGGAUGUGCUUACUCGAGAGAAUGUUGCCCUGAAGGUCGAGUCAGCGCAGCAGCCAAAGCAAGUUCUGAAAAUGGAAGUAGCUGUGUUGAAAAAACUGCAAGGGAAAGAUCAUAUUUGUCGAUUCGUUGGCUGUGGGAGAAAUGACAGAUUUAAUUAUGUGGUCAUGCAAUUGCAGGGGCGGAACUUGGCAGAUCUGCGUCGAAGCCAAACUAGAGGGACUUUCACAAUUAGUACUACUUUACGUCUUGGCAAGCAAAUUCUGGAAUCUAUUGAGAGCAUUCAUUUGGUGGGAUUUUUACAUAGAGAUAUUAAGCCAUCUAAUUUUGCUAUGGGACGCUUUCCUAGCACUUGGAGGAAGUGUUAUAUGCUGGAUUUUGGCUUGGCACGUCAGUUUACAAACUCAUGUGGGGAUGUCAGACCACCCCGAGCUGUUGCCGGUUUUAGAGGUACAGUGCGGUAUGCAUCAGUCAAUGCUCACAGAAAUAGAGAAAUGGGACGUCAUGAUGAUCUUUGGUCUUUGUUUUACAUGUUGGUGGAGUUCGUUGUUGGGCAACUGCCCUGGAGAAAAAUUAAAGACAAGGAGCAAGUAGGCUCUAUAAAAGAGAGGUAUGAUCACCGGCUGAUGCUGAAACAUCUCCCUCAAGAAUUUAACAUCUUUCUAGAUCACAUUUCUGCUUUAGACUAUUUUACUAAACCUGAUUACCAGCUUCUCAUGUCCGUCUUUGAUAAUAGCAUGAAGACCUUUGGGGUGACAGAGAGUGAUCUUUUUGACUGGGAAAAGAGUGGGGCUGAUGGCUCUCUCACUACUACCACUACUUCAACUACUCCUCAGCUGCAUACUCGUCUGACCCCAGCUGCAAUAGGAAUUGCCAAUGCUACACCAAUACCAGGAGAUUUAUUACGAGAGAAUACAGAUGAAGUAUUUCCUGAUGAACAGCUCAGUGAUGGUGAGAAUGGUAUCCCUAUUGGAAUCUCACCAGAAAAGUUACCAGAGUCUCCUGGACAUCGUCUUCAGGAAAAGGAUGUGUGGGAAGAAAUGGAUGCUAACAGGAAUAAGAUUAAGUUGGGUAUCCAUAAAGCUACCACAGAAGAAGAAAACAGUCAUGGGCCAAUUAAUGGAAUGUUUAAUGCACCAAGCCUUGGUUCUCCAAUUAGAGUCCGUUCAGAGACCACACAGCCAGAUCGGAAUGUUCCUCUGGUUCGAAAGUUACGAUCAAUCCAUAGUUUUGAACUGGAGAAACGCCUGACUUUGGAGUCAAAGCCAGAUGCAGAUAAAUUUCUGGAAAUCUGCAUGGAGAAAAAGAAAAGAGAGCUUAAUGGUGGCAAAGAACCUGUAAUUGCAGCUUCUCAGAAAACACGUGCUCCUGCAGCUUCUUCAUGUCAGGAGCAUGUCUGGCAUUAUGAUGAAGAGUAUCUGCCUGAAGCUUCCAAGCCGGUUUCAGGUACUUCUCCAGAACAGGGUGAUGGUGGUGUUAGCAACGGAUAUGUCGCUGUCAAUUUGAAUUCCUGCCAGCAGGAAGUAGACUCCAAGGAAUGGGUGAUUGUUGAUAAAGAGCAGGACCUUCAGGAUUUCAGAACUAAUGGUGUUAUGGGGCAUAAAACAACUGGAAGUCCUUCUGAUGAAGAGCCUGAGGUGCUCCAGGUUUUUGAAGAGUCCCCCCAAGAGGAUAAACUUAGACUUCAAACCAAGCAUACAGCUGACGGAGCAGCACUUGACUUAGGUGCUGAAUGUUGUGGAAUUGCAGCUUCUGAACAGUUUACAGAUCAACUAGAACUCCCAGUUGGAAUUGCUGGCCAUGUUCUUGCUGUCACACCUACAAGCCUAAUGGAGGCACAAGCAGAAGGGGCUCUUACUCCACUCAGCUCACUUCAUAUGUCGCAUUUCUCCAUCCCACGAAUCUCAAGCCCCAUCAUCUUCCGUACCCUGAGCCCUAUAGCCCACUUCACCACCCAUAUGGACCCUAAGAAAGUGACAAGCUUUCCAAGGAGUCAGUCAGCAGAGAGCCACUCUUCCUCUUCCUGGUCACCUGCCCGUAGGCAACUUCCUGUUAUUCCCACUGGAAACAAGUUUCCCCCUGUCAUUCACAUCUCAAAAGCACAACUCCAGCAGGUUACAAUCCCCAGGCCAUCAAUGGCAUCCACACAAUCUACUUCUGAGAGUUUUCAUUACGGGCAGCAUCUAGACAAGAAAGAUCGGGACCCUCAGCUUUUGGAACAUACAGUUGAACUUUCCUCCCCUAAGGAGAAUGUUGUUGGCUUAGUGGAGGGAAAUUGUGCAUUGAAUUUUAGCAGCAGUAGAACAGAUUUAGUUCUCAAAUUAGAUUGUAACCAAGGGACACUUGAUAAAGAUAUUGAUGAAGGCAUUGAGAAUCAGAAUAAUAGCCAAACGAACCUACUUGAACAAUACAUGAAGAAACAAGGAGAGAGGGAAAAUGUGAAUCUUGUUGAAGAAAUAGAAGACAGAGAGCCUUUCAUUGCUUGUGAAGAUGCUAUUGAAAUACAAAUUAAAGAACCAUGCUUAACUGCUUCAGGAAGCACAGAAUCUGUUUUGGAUGGACCUCAGGUCAUUACAGACCCAGAAGAACCAAGACCCUUGAUUACCUGCUCAUUACUAAAUCAGGUUACAAAACAGGAAUUACAUAAACAGUCAGCUGCUGAAACAUCAGACGUUUCUCUGUCAAGAAGUACUGACCUAUUUGCUCACAGACGGGAAAGUCAAGUAAUACAAGUACAAGAAAAUGGCUUCCAUGAUGAGGAUAUUGAUCAUGCUAAGGAAUUGCAAUGCCAGCAAGUGAAGCUUGCCACACUUUUACAUGAAAAGGAAAAAGAAGAGCAAAGUAUUCAAAGAAAUGGAGAACUAUUCUAUUCUAUUUCAGAAAAUGAAAGUUCUAGUCAGUCCAAAAAAGAAUUAGUUAGAUCACCAUUUGUAGCUAGGCAGAGUCGGAUACCAGUUUUAGCACAAGAGAUAGAUUCCUCAUCAGAGUCUUCACCUGUUUCAGCAAAGGAGAAACUACUUUUAAAAAAGGCCCACCAAACAGACUUGGUUAGACUACUGGUAGAAAAGAGACAGCUCAGAUCUUUCCUGGGUGACCUUUCAAGUGCCUCCGACAAGUCAUUGAAGGAAAAAGUAGUUGCAGGUCCCAUACCAUUUUCAGAAGAUGUAUUGUCCUCCUUUUCCAAAUUAACAUUGGACACUCAUUUACGGAGCCAAGUAGAAGAGAGCUUUUUGUCAUCAAGUAAUCCUCAACCCAGAAAGAGCAAAAUACCAAGACCUGUAUCUUGGACUACUACAGAUCAUGUUAGCAGUUCAAAUUCAGCUCAGUUUUUUCCUCGGCCACCACCAGGAAGGCCACCAACAAGAUCUGGAGUAGAAGUUAGGUUGCGGAGGUACAAAGUGCUAGGAAGUAGCAGUUCUGAUUCAGACUUGAUCUCCCGUCUGGCUCAGAUCCUUCAGAAUGGAUCUCAAAAACCACGAAGCCCUUCACAGUCUAAGAGUCCAGGAUCUCCACAUAGCCCCAAGACACCACCCAAAAGCCCAGUCAUUCCCAGACGCAGUCCCAGUGCCUCCCCUAGGAGCUCUUCUCUGCCCCGUACUGCCAGUUCUUCACCAUCUCGGGGUGGAAGGCCACACCAUGACCAGAGAAGUUCGUCCCCACAUCUUGGAAGGAGUAAAUCACCUCCUAGUCUUUCAGGCUCUUCAUCUUCCAGGAGAUCCUGUCAACAAGAGCACUGCUACAACAAAUCUAGCAAGAAUGGUCUGAAAGGAUCUAGUGGCUCUUGUCAUCACUCUUCUAGCAUUAAACCUCCCACUGGGAAGAACAAAUCAGCCAAUAAACUUAGCAGAUAGGAACUGAGUCUUGUCAGGUGUCAACCCCCCUCCCCUUUAAUCUAAUGCAUGUUGUGUCUGUGUACUAUGUAUUUAAAAAAAGGGAACGUCUUCAAAGAUUAGCAUUUAUCCUGACUUUCAGAGAAAAACAACUUUUAAGAUGAAUUAUUUAUAUGGCUCACUUUGUAUAGGAGUGGCCAGGCAUUGCCUAGGAAAGGGCAGCAAGCAGAUCAGGGAGGCUGGAGAGCAGAGGCCGUGCAACCAGGAAGUCCAGUUGGAACCACAUUGUUUGGGAGAUUAGUGUUAUAAUACGAUUUUGCUUUCCCUUUUAUUUAUUAAAAAGAUAAGCUGACUUCAGAUGUUCAUCAAGGAAAAUCAUAAAACUUGAAAGAAAUUUACUGGGACACCACCAUGUUUGAGGUAUCAAUCAGCUGCCAUGUUUUUAAAAAUUUUAAAAAGCACAUUAUUUGGGACAGCAAUAUUCCACAAAGUCUUCUGUUUAAUAUUGGCCUUUUUCACAUAACAUUUCAAUUUGCCCAUUGCCCAUAUUCCUUCUUGAUUUAUAAUUACUCCAUAAAAAGAAAAAAAAAACCCUUGUGCCACUAAAUAUUUAAAUGAACUACAUUUAGUAUUUAUAUAACUUCACAGGAUUACAACCCUGAAUUUUAAGAGCUUGGGGUAGCAGUGCAUGCUUAUAUUUACUCAUCCCAAUGCUUCUAUUAUCUGCUCAGGUUUUGAUCCAUGGACAAUUUGAUUACAUCUCUGUUUAUCAAUUUCUAGGGCCAGAUCCAGUUAUAAAAUAAAAGUCAGGAGAUAAUAAUCUUAAAUUAUGAUAGAAAAACAGAAGAGUAUGGGAUCAUGUAACGUCUUUAUAGUUACAUUAGAAUGCAAUAGCUUCUCAGGGCAUCACUGAGAGAGCCGGUGUAAAACUUAACUAGAAUCUGUCCAUCAGGUAUGAAACGUUUCACUCACUUAACUUUACUAUAGUGUUCAUCUCCAGUGUUACCAAACUGAAGAAGAGGCGAAAUGUUUACACAUUUAAACUUACUUGAAACUUCAUCCUUAAUCUAGAAAAAAAUUGAAGCUUUAACCUUCUUCAUAAAGGUGACUUUAUACACGUGAAGUAUGCUAGAGAAAAUUAGUUCCUUUAUUUUCUUUAGAAUCUAGGAGAUAAUACUUGAUAGUAGAUCUAAAGGAUAAGGUUACAGGACUGUGUCUCUAAUGUUAGUGUCUCUAAUCCUAUAUUGUAUAGAAAAAGGUGGUCUGCUCAUUUGCCCAAUAUGCACAGAGCCAAUAUCUGACCAAUAGUGCUGUAUCUAUGAAAAGGGGAUCCCAGCAGCCUCAUAAUUUCUCUGUAGUGGAGGUAUACAUAGUUAUGUCCCCCCCUCCAAAAUAUGCUUGAUUUGAAAUAUGGAAAAGAGGACACUGAAACUUGUUUUUAGAAAUAGUCUUCCAUUUCCCAAAUAUUACUUUCUGAAUAAGAUCAGUGGCUUCUAGUUUCCCCAAACAUAGGUGUGAUUGAUUUAGAUUGCCAGAUUCAGAAAUCAGUGAUGGAAUGGAAUAAAAUGCAGAAUGUAUUAAAGUAAAUAUAACCAGUUUCUUGAAUGGAGAUCUGGAUUAGAAGAUACUAAAUAUAGGAGGAACUUUGGCAAUUACUGAUCUGCUUGCUAUAGUCAUACGCCUUAGCCAGCAUAAAUUCUUUUUAAUUUAAUGUUAUUUUAUUUGCUGCCAAAAUUGUAUCUCUGGAUGAAAAAGGGAACAUUUUCUCUGUGAGCUAACACAUUUCUAAUGCUGCAUUGAAGCUGCACUGAAUUUCUCUUGUUCUGUCAGAAUGUGUUGGAAAUUUUUUACUCUUAAAUAUGUAUUUUUUCCCAUAAGUAAUGUAGCACAGUGUGGAAUCGUAGCCUCAUUCAGGUUUCAAGCACUACAGAAGGAGUGCAAUAGCUAGAGCAUAUCUGCUAUAUCUUGAGAAACUGAACGAUUUAAAAGAUCUGUUGUAUUAUAUUGUAUAAUAGGUGCUAUACCAAUAACUGCAUGUUCUCAUAGUAAGUUAUAUAUUAUAAAUAUUUAUAAAUAUAUACAUACACACACAUAUAUGUUUCUAUAUACUUUCCUGAUUCUCCCAUUACAUUUGUAAAAUUAUGGACCACAGAUCAUGCUGUAUUCUUUCAGUUACGUGCCUGAAUUAUAUGCCCUUGGCCUUGCUAUUCCCGUUUGCUGGCAUGCACAAAGCUGAAUAUUUUUCCAUACUCAGUUCAGAACUGAAAGAGUACUCAAAAAUGAGUCACUCAGCAAUUGGGUGUUUCAUAUCAGCAUUGACAGUUCACUUUUACAAUUCUGAAUAAAAUGGAAGGACUUUGAGAAACUAUGCGUUUAAUAGCCAAGGUCAGUGUAUGGUCUUGAUUUUGUCUCUUCAUCCUCUUUCUGUAUCUUUCUAUCCCCUUAUGAGAACCUUUUCUGUUAAAGUAUUUGUCAUGAUGCUGGGUGAUGAUAAAUAGAUAUGUGUGAUAUGAAGAAGUCUAGACUUUGUCUUGAUCUUGCCUUGUCAGCUGUCACCCCUGUUCUCCAGUUUUCUGUGAUGCUGCUGAGACGCCCUCUUGAGGCUAUAGUCCAAGCACUCAGUUUUUUUACAUUUAUCAGCUCUAUAGAGAUACAUUCAGCCAAGCAAGUUAUUCCAAUAGCGUAUGUGCUUGAAAUAUCUACAUGAUCAGCCCUUUUCUGAAAUGCCUCGUAAGUGCUUCCAGGGAAUAUAUUGGGAGGCUGUAUAAUUUGUGUUGAAUCAGAUGUAUAGAAACAACAAAGCUAUAUGAAUUCUUUAUGAUAAUUCCUUUUUUGGGAGGAGGGGAGGUGAGGCACUUACUGAUAUCAAUUAUCUGGUUUCUCAAGUCCAACUUUAAAACUUCUUUUACAUAUAACGAUCUUAAAUUAUUUGCAUAAUCUGCAAGGUUUUUAAAAAUAUAUAUUUUACAUUACAUCUAAGGAAUAAUAUUUCUAGAAAGUCCUUGGAGGAACUCCUUCAUAAACAAAUCCAGAGCAUCAGUAUUGUAAGAACAGUUUCCCUUGCAUGUACGGAGAUGCAUAUCCAAAGAUUUAUUUUCAUGCUUUGCUGUCAGGGACAAAAUAUCUAUUCUAUGCAUUAACAAAAAGAAUGUUGUAGAAAUAUUAUACAUUCCUCUUACAUAUGGUAUGUGUAUCCCAAUAUUAAUGUUCAGAUUCUUUUAUGUUAAAAUCAUUUGUAUUUCUUUCCAUGUUGUAGAAAUGCAAGGAGGCAUGUUCCAGACUAAAUGGUCAUUGUGGAAAGCGCAGGUUAAUGUCUAUGUGUUUUUAAUGUAUUAAGUGGAUUUUUUUUUUAGGUUGUCAUUCUGCCAAAACAUAAUCUAAUAGUUAAUAGAAAACCAAUGGUUUACUGACAAAGCUUUAAAUUAUUGUAAUGGACUACCAUCAACACUCUAAUCUCUCUGUAGUAAUCAGUGAUUUUGUUACUAACUUGCAUUCUUUUUUCCACAACAUUUACUGCUUCUGGAAGCAAACCAAAAAAGUAUUGUGAGUUAACUUUAGUUUUUAAAAUAAACUUUAGUUAAUAAAAUAAUUGCACUCAUAAUUUGAGAAAGAAUAUAUUCAUCUAGGUUGUCUUGAAUAGUAAUUCUCAAGAUUAAAUAUGUUAGUAAAAGGCAAGACAAUUAAUGUGCAUGAGUAAGUCCUGCCCUCCACAGCUUGAGUCAGAAUAAGAAAUGUUAUUCUUUAUUCUUUCUGUAAAGCUGAUAGAACAUUUAGCCAAUUAAACUCUAAGAGAGCACCAUCUACCCUCAUUCAGACCUGCUAUGUUCUAUGAAUGAUUAGAUGUUGGUGUACUGGCUCUGGAACUGUUGCUGCUGUGCUGAAAAGGCACUGCUUUGGGGACCCACAUUAUCCUGGGGAUUUGAGCAAGAAUCAAAAAAUUACUCCUGCCAGACUGUCUGAGCUUUUUUUUUUUUUUUUGGCAUAAUUUUUAGAAUUAAAGGUACAUUGCAGGCAAACAAGUUCUUUAGUAGUUGAUACAAGGGUGCUAGCCACAUUAAUCCUUACAUAUUUUUGUCUAUGAUGCAAUUGCACUGCAUGGAAACAAAAAAACAGUUAAAACCUACCAUCUGUAGUAUCUUGGUAGACUAAUGCAUACUAUUUUUAGAACGAAACAAACUGAAAUUUGUUUACAUUUGCAUCUGAGAUAAUCUGUCCA